This is a messenger RNA of Oryza brachyantha (malo sina), 992 nucleotides long. RefSeq names its product probable ascorbate-specific transmembrane electron transporter 1. Lineage: Eukaryota; Viridiplantae; Streptophyta; Magnoliopsida; Poales; Poaceae. Bases 91 to 795 code for a protein of 234 amino acids. The transcript has 4 exons. Gene Ontology annotation, molecular function: oxidoreductase activity. The record is from RefSeq and is a predicted model, not a curated record.
CCAAUUAUAGGAGCGGCGGCGUCGUGUUGGGGCAACUACACUCGCCCCCACACAGCAGCCGGUAGCAGCGGGCAGCGCGGCGGGUGCGCGAUGGGGCUCGGCGCGAGGGCGGCGCCUUUCACAUACGUGGCGCACGCGCUGGCCGUAGCGGCCGCCGCCAUGGUUCUGGUCUGGUGCAUCCACUUCCGCGGCGGCCUCGCCUUCGAGGCCACCAACAAGAACCUCAUCUUCAACGUUCACCCUGUACUUAUGCUUAUUGGCUAUUUAAUCCUUGGGAGUGAAGCUAUAAUGGUUUACAAGGUACUUCCUACAUGGAAGCAUGAUUCAACUAAACUGAUCCACCUAAUUCUCCAUGCAAUUGCACUUGUGCUUGGUGUGAUUGGGAUAUACUGUGCUUUCAAAUUUCACAACGAAAGUGGAAUUGCCAAUCUGUACAGUCUGCACUCCUGGCUUGGGAUCGGAACAAUUUGUUUGUAUGGUAUUCAGUGGAUAUUUGGGUUUGUUACCUUCUUCUUCCCUCGUGCUUCACCCAACGUGAGGAAGGGUGCUCUUCCUUGGCAUAUACUGUUUGGGCUCUUCGUCUACAUUUUAGCCUUGGCCACCGCACAACUUGGUUUUCUUGAGAAGCUCACUUUCCUCCAAAGCUCAGGACUCGACAAAUAUGGCGCAGAGGCAUUUUUGGUGAACUUCACGGCUUUGGCUGUUGUGCUGUUCGGUGCUUCCGUCGUCGUUGCUGCUGUUUCUCCUGCUCGCUUUGAAGAACCACAUGACUAUGCUCCAAUCCCUGGACACUAGAAUGUGUGCAGUUUACAGCAUAUACAAGUAUACAGCCAACAAAAAACUUGCUAUUCCAAUGUGAAACAGGGUAUUCAUAUAUCUCCCCUUGAAAGAAAGAACAAACUGGAACUGACCAAAAAAAAAAAGGAAAUGUGUAUAUCUGUGGUAUGUUUAUUUGUUACUGCUAUGUGAUUAAUCUACAUUAGUACAAACAA